AUGGCGGCACCCGAAGAACAGGCCCCCCUGCAGGAGGAGGAGGAGCCUCUUGAUCCGGUGCUCGAGAUGCAGUUGUGUGCACGGGGGCAAGUGGUGAGGGAACUGAGACUGAGUGUCGACCCCAACGUGGUGCAAAAAUACGAACACGUCAUGUGCUUCAAACCGGACACGCCCCCCCUUCACGUUGACGAGAUUGCCACCUCCUGGUUCGGCAAGGUGUUUGACAAGCGAGCUGAAGAUGACACGACGGGCAUUCAAAUCUGGGCAGCAUCCUUGGUCAUGGCAUACUGGAUCGUUGACCUGGCCCCUGAACUUGAUGGCAAGCGGGUGUGUGAGCUGGGUGCAGGAUGCGGUCUCCCUGCGCUAGCCACCCUGGCUUAUUCAGACGCUAAACAGGUGGUGAUGACCGACGUGUUUGAGCCUACGCUUGAAAACUUGCGGGCCAAUGUCAAACGCAACGGAGACAACAAUAGCAUGGCCAGCCGUGCCGCCGUUCAUUGCUUGGACUGGACCAAGCCUGAGACAUAUCGCAUUGACCCCGACGUUGCCGUCGACCAACAGUUUGACGUUCUCCUCGGCUGUGACCUGAUCUAUGACAACGCGCUUGUCCAGCCGCUUAUCAACACCAUCCGGGCCCUUCUACCCGUUGGUGGUACUUUCUACUAUGUUUCUGGGGGCAAGCGGUUCGUCUUCAUCUAA
This is a messenger RNA of Monosiga brevicollis MX1, 699 nucleotides long. RefSeq lists its product as uncharacterized. The transcript has 4 exons. The coding region runs from base 1 to 699 and encodes 232 amino acids. The record is from RefSeq and is a predicted model, not a curated record. NCBI's taxonomy places the organism in Eukaryota, Choanoflagellata, Craspedida, Salpingoecidae.